Messenger RNA from Osmerus eperlanus (European smelt), 7113 nucleotides. It is a transcript of the gene shroom4, whose product is annotated as shroom family member 4. The transcript is spliced from 11 exons. NCBI's taxonomy places the organism in Eukaryota, Metazoa, Chordata, Actinopteri, Osmeriformes, Osmeridae. The record is from RefSeq and is a predicted model, not a curated record. Gene Ontology annotation, cellular component: apical junction complex; cortical actin cytoskeleton; adherens junction. The coding region runs from base 132 to 5885 and encodes 1917 amino acids. Gene Ontology annotation, molecular function: actin filament binding. Gene Ontology annotation, biological process: actin filament organization.
GUACUCAUUCCAACGUUCCGUUGUUGCAAUGGAGAGCCCGGGACUUACAGCUGGUCCUCCGUUAGAAAAGUGAGCGUCGUUCCGUACCUUACCGGUUACCGAGAGAUACUUUAACGGCGAAAGAGAUCGGAAUGGAAACAGUCGAGCAGCUCGUGACGUUCAACCACAUCCAGAUUCAGCUGAACGGUGGCGCCCCGUGGGGGUUCACGCUGAAAGGGGGUCUCGAACACGGAGAGCCGCUAAUCAUUACCAAAAUAGAGGAGGGGGGCAGGGCGUCCCAGUGUGACAAUUUGAGGGUUGGAGACGAGCUGGUCAACAUAAACGGCUCCGCCCUCUACGGCAGCAGACAGGAAGCGCUCAUCCUCAUCAAGGGCUCCUACAGGAUCCUGAAGAUCACCGUACGCAGGCGAACGGUCCCAGUAAUCAGGCCUUCCUCCUGGCACCUGGCAAAGAUCUCUGACCCCCCGCUCCCUCCACCCUGCCUCCCUCCUCCCCCCCUCCCUUCCCCUGAGAUCCCCCCUCCCCCACCUCCUCCCUCUGCCAUGCAGCUCCACCCUGGACCCUGCCCCCCACCCUGGCACUCUGCAGAUAACAGCGACCUGUCCGCGCAGUGGGGUCAUCUCUCCAGACACUACCCCACAGACCGCAGCAGUUCCCUGGGCAGCAUGGAGAGCCUGGACCCUCCCGGCCAGACAAACUACGAUACCCAGAAUGCACCCAGUCAGACUGCGGACUACGACCCCCAUCUGUCUCCCGUCGACCCCGCCAUCUUCAACAAUAAACGAGACUCCGCCUACAGCUCUUUCUCCGCCAGUUCCAACGCAUCAGACUAUACCCUUCCUCUCCGGCCUGGAGAGGCCUGCUCCAUGGACAAUCUUCUUCAGGGCCUGGGACCCGCCUGCCGGGGAUACCCCAGCGGGGAUGCACAUUCCCUGGGGAGCAUGGCAGGCGAGAGCCAGGAUGAGUCGUGCCUAAAGUCGAGGUCGCUGACCAGGCCCAAAGUGAGGUUACCUGAAGCGAGGGCGAGGCCGUCCUCAUACUGCUACGAGGAGGAGAGGAGGGAAGGAGGAGGUGGAGGAGAAGAAGGAGGAGGUGGAGGAGAAGGAGGAGGAGGUGGAGGAGAAGGAGGAGGAAGAAAAGGAGGAGGAAGGGCAGCACCUCCCCAGCCCCCAACCAGGAAGGACAGUUUCAGGGCCGUCCGGGGUCGUCCGGGGGUCACAGACAACCGCUGCUCCUCCGCUCUUGUCGGCAUCUCCAGCCCCUCCUGUUGCUCGGGCAACGACCACCUCUCCGGCGUGGCUCUGGGACAGAUCGUCAACGGCUACGGGAGCGAGUCUCCCGCGAUCAGAGACAGGAAGGGAGAAUCCUCCUACUGCCCUCUCACCCCCCAGGGAGGCGAGGACCAGGAGAACCACGGACCCUCAGAUCCCAGUCUCCGUGCCCCAAUGAGGGCCUCGCCUUCCCCCUGCCCCAUCCCUACACGUCCAGACCCCUCCAUGGACCCCCGGGGGGAGACUGAGCACCUCCACCCCCAGGACAAGCACUCUUCCUCGGGUCUGCAUCGCCACAGUGCCCCUGAGAAGCUCCUGGAGGUUUCCAGCGACCGCUCGGACCCCUCGGACCGUUCCGUGUCCCCCCCCUGCAGACAGUGGUCCCACUCCCCGCUUCAACCCCUCAGGGUGGGGCUAGCAGAGGACCAGUGGGCUCCGGGGACCCCCCACCUCCAGACCCAGGACAAGUGGGGAGGCAGCCGAUGCUCCACCCCAGGAUCGGUGCUCACAGAUGGGGAUGGGGAGGUCGUGGAGGGAGGUCAGAGGCUGGAGGGUCUGGACAGGGUGGCUGGUAGUUCGCCCUCAUCCAUCCAGCAGCACCACACCUGGGGGCGUUCGAUUAGUGUACCGGGGCAGCCCUCCGAGCCUUUCACCCAGGGUGGAGUCAACUCUGAUCGGUUACUGGAGAGGGACUUUGGGCCUAUUAGCGCUGCUGCUAGCAUGGAUACUCUUCUGGUGGAACAGAGGGGGGGGUUAGGUGGAGGGAAAGGAGGCAGAGGAGGAGCAGAGGGCAAUGAAGGAGAGAUGGUGAAGAGGUCAAGCUCCUCCCGGAAUCACCGGAGAUCACGCCGUCGGAGCGAGCGGUUCGCCACCAACCUCCGCAACGAGAUCCAACGCAAGAAGGCCCAGCUGCAGAAGAGCAGAGGCCCAGGCGGGCUCCUGUGCGGCGGGGACACCGUCCACGAGGAGGAGGGUCUGGACCUCCAGGGGGAGGUGGAAGAGAGGGGAACUCCAGACUAUCAUGCCCAGGAGCGAGGCUCCAAAAUCGGGCACACUUCAGCCCUCCCCUCUGCCCUAGAAGCCCCAGCCCCUGGAAGUCUAAGGAGGCUCUGCUCUGCCUCUACACCCCAGCUCCACCUCCCUAGCCUGGGAACAAAUGACCCGGCUGACUCCAACUUCGACUGUCCACAGAACCAGACUCAGGACCCAUCCAGGAGCACCCUGAGGUCAGACCGGUUCAGACCCGAUUGUGGCGUCGGAUUCCGGGUCGUUGAGGAACCGGCCCCUGCUGGGAAAGCCCGUCGAUGGCGGUGGACCCCGGAACACAAACUCCAACCGGACCACGACGCCGACCAGCCUUUAGAGAGGUCAAAGGUCGUGGAGUCCCGACUCCCCUCUUCCUCCUCCUCCUCCGUCCGUUCCUCCUCUUCCAGGACGGAGGAGAGCGACAUCCUGACGUUCGCCGACCGGCGGAACUUCUUCGAGGAGACGAGUAGGAGCAUGUCUGUGACCAACCUCUCAGGCCUGACGAGUCGAAGGCAGAGACCGGAUCGGCACGGGAGACACCAGCAGCCUUCCACCCUGGAGAACCGGGGAGCGGGCCACUGCCAGGGACAAGCCCAGAGGAGGUACUCCUACCAGGGGGGAAUCCUGCAGGAAAGUCCCCUGCUUCCGAACACGAUGGAGGCCCGGAGGCUGUCUGUCAGUAGCGAGAAGGAGAGGGAGAAGGAGAGGGAAAGAGAAAGGAUGCGAGAGUGGGAGAGGGAGGAGAGGGCGAGGGAAAGAGAGAGGGAAAGGGAGGAAAGGAUGAAGGAGAGGGAGAGAGAAAGAGAGGAGAGGGAACAGGAGAGGGUCAUGGAGUUGGAGAGGGCCAGACUUAGGGAGAUUGAGCGGGAGAGAGAAAGGGAGGAGAGGGUGAGAGAGUGGGAGAGGCAAAGAGAGAGGGAGGUGGAAAGAGAGAGAGAACGAGAGAGAGAACUUGAGUUGGAGAGAGAAAGAGAGAGAGAACUUGAGUUGGAGAGAGAAAGAGAGAGAGAACUUGAGUUGGAGAGAGAAAGAGAGAGAGAACUUCAGUUGGAGAGAGAAAGAGAGAGAGAACUUCAGUUGGAGAAGGAAAGAGAGAGAGAACUCGAGUUGGAGAGAGAAAGAGAGAGAGAACUGGAGAGGGCCAGAGAGAGAGAGCUGGAACUGGAGAGAGAAAGAAAGAAGGAGAGGGAGAGAGAAAGAGAAAGGGAGAGAGAAAUAGAAGAGAGACGGUCUCUAAGUCCGGCUCAGGACUUCCGAUCAGGUCUUCAAGAGUACCAGCAGAAUGAAUACUCCUACUCAGUCCAGACCCACGUCUACACCCAGGCCUUCCCCCCAACCCAAGCCCAGAACCAAGCUUCUCGUUCAGCCUUCCAUCCAGUCAACAACCCCCUCUCCCAGGACAACCAGGGAUACACUCCGAGAAGCUACACUCCCACAGAGACUCACACUGGACGGUCUUGUGACCAGACUCAGCUUUACAGGAAGUUCAGUCUGACGGAGAGAGAGUUCCCCAGGCGCAGUACUGACUCCAGACCACCAGAGGGCGCUGAUCUCUCCCUCUGCCGUGAGGAGCAGCACCACGGCCGCCGGGGAGCCCGGCUGUCGGCCCGCAGCACGGACGCCGAGCGCUCCCCGCCUCCUCCUCCUCACCCCUCCUCCCCCCUCUCUCCCCCCUCCCCUUCUCCGCUGCGGGGGAGGGCCAUGUCCGAGAACGACCUCCGCUUCGACGGGCGCCGUCCGCACGCCCGCUUUCUCCCCGUCGCCGCGGGAACCGCCCCGGCGCUGAGCGAGGCAGAAGAGGCGGGACACGGAGGGGGAGGGGGAGGAAGCGUUGGCGGGGCAACCAGGAAGAAGACCCCCCCUCCUCCGAGGCCUCCCCCCCCCAAGUGGGAGCAGUUCCACCGCAGGAGGGCGUCGCACCACAACCUCUUCGCCUCCUCACCUCUCUUACACCCCUCCUCCUCCCUCCUCGCCCCCCAGGGCCCGGGGUCUCCCCCCUCCCCCUCCCCCGCUCUCCCCCAGGAAGCUCCUCGUCUGCGUUCUCACAGCCUCCCCCCCCAGAGGGAGGAGCUUCAAGUUUACCAGCAGGCGGAGGAACGCCCCCUUUCGCAAGCCCCGCCCAGCCCGGGGUUCACCCGCAGGGCGUUCAGGCCCGUAGCUCCGCCCCACAGGGAGGAGGACACGCCCCCUCCUCGGGGUUGCCACGCGGACCAGGGAGGGGAAGUGGAUACGCUCCCUCCCAGACCAACGUCGGACAACUGUACCAGGUUGAGUGGAGCAGACUCAGGUCCCACUGUGCUAAAGCCAGGCAGCCAGAGACAGCAGAGACCAGCAGCCGAGUGGACCAGGAUUACAUCUCCGAGAGGGCCGAGCGGCGCCCUGGAGAACGGGGGCGUGGCCCCGGUAGAGCCCUACCUCUCCAUGAGCUAUGAGCAGCAGCAGCUGAUGAUGAUGAACCAGAACCACGGAAGGUUCCACAACCACCACCAUCACAACAGGGUUCUGGAACCCCAACAAACUCUGGAACCGCGACCGGAACUCAGCCCCAGCCCCGCCCACAGCCUGGAGGCAGAGCUGGACAUCCCCAUGGAAACGGACAUCGACGACUUCCCGGAGGAGGGACUUCCUGAGGACGAGGAGCCAAUCAGAAACGAGCUCCAGUGUUUCGCCUUGCCAGUGAUGGUCCUGGAGACGGACAUGGACUCCAUGCCCGAGCAAGAGGCCUCGUCGACGGGCAGGCUGAGAGCAGAGAGAGGCUCUCUGGAGGUGGAGCUGGAGGUGGGGACCAGAGAGGGGCUCUUUGACGAGCUCUUCCCCCACGAAGGUGAGGGCGAGGCGGGCACCGAGAGCUGGAGAGGAGGCUACCCCCGCAGCCCGAUGGAGAACUCCUCCGACAGCUUGGACAGGCGUUCUGGGGCCAGCUCCAGUUGCUCCUCCUACUACAGCCCCUCCACAGCCAAGCUCCUGACUGACUGCUGCUCUGACCAGGACCAGGACCAGGAGCUGGCCUACAAGAGGCAGCUGAUGGAGAGCCUGCGUAAGAAGCUGGGGGUUCUGAGAGAGGCCCAGAGAGGCCUGCUAGAGGACAUCAGAGCCAACACACAGCUAGGAGAGGAGGUGGAGAGCCUGCUGGUGUCCGUGUGCAAGCCCAGCGAGGUGGACAAGUUCCGGAUGUUCAUCGGGGACCUGGACAAGGUGGUCAGCCUGCUCCUGUCUCUCUCCGGGAGGCUUCUGAGGGCGGAGAGCUCCCUGCACGCUCUGGAGCCCCACACAGCUCACAGCGAGAGGCUCCCCCUGCUGGAGAAGAAGCAGCACCUCCUGGAGCAGCUUGCGGAGGCGCAGGGUCUGAAGGAGCACGUGGACCGCAGGGAGCAGGCAGUGGCCCGGGGUCUGGCCCUGCGCCUGGCCCCCGAGCAGCACCGCGACUACAGCCACUUUGUCAAGAUGAAGGGGGCCCUGCUGGUGGAGCAGAGGCAGCUGGAGGACAAGAUCAGGCUGGGAGAGGAGCAGCUUCGGGGGCUGAGGGAGAGCCUGGGCCUGGGGCUGGGCCUGGGGCUGGGCCUGGGGCUGGGGUAUGGACACUAUUAGAUAACUGGGACUCUAUGUUCUUCAUAGAGAAGGCAGUGUAGGGAUAGGGCUGGGGCUGGGAUGGAGGCUGGGGCUGGGAUGGAGGCUGGGGCUGAGGCUGAGGCUGUAUGACACUAUCCGAUAGCUGGGCCUGCAAUUCCAUCACUGUGUCCACUCCUUACAGAGGUCUUACUGUAAGUGUCUUUCUCUCUGUAGGUGCUAACCUAGCAACAGCACGCUAUGCACAACCAAAGGCUGUUUGCUUUCAUGUUUCAUAUGCGUGUCUUGGUUGACGCUGUAACUACACGAUUUCCAUUUUGAUAUCGAUAUAUUCACAACUGAGAGAACUGGAACACACACAUCGCAAUGGUAUUGGGACCCUCAGCGAUGCACACACUCAUGCACACACUCACACACACACACACACUCACACACUCACAAACACUCCAUCUUGACAUGAGACAGCUGACACUAGUUUUUGUUUUAAAUGUUGUUGCCUGCCACCAAAGACUUGAAGCCUGAAGCCUGAGGAUUCGAUUGUUUUUGUCCGUUUGGACAUGACUCCUCACACACCCUUGACCAAAGAACUCCAUUCAAGAGAUUCAGGUUGACUGACAAGAUUCAGAAAGAAAAGUUUGUAUAUUUUUGAUUUUGUGUAAAAAGUUUUUUGCCAAAGGCUGUGAAUGGAUUAUGAGCGGUUUCUCAAAACACUAGUCUGCAAAACAUACCACACACUACUCACCACCCACACACACUACAGAUACACACACACACACACUACAGAAGGCACACUCAAGAAAUUAUGGUCUAUUCAGGGGCUGAGAAAAGAGGAAGUUGACCUAUGCUGCUUCAUUGACGUAUUGAUUAUCGAUCGAUUACUCGUGGAUCGAUUACUUUCCUCCCUGAGGGUUGUAGGAGUGUCAUGUUUUGAUGAUGUCAGCACUGGAGCAUGUUUUGAUUGGCUUUUCCAAAGCACAUUAAUCAAAACACAUCCUUGUAAACUUCUUCUUUUUGUUUAUAUACUUGUAUAUCUUUGCUAUAUAGCUAUAUCUAUAUAAAUAGCUAUGUGUUUGUAUUAUAUUGUGUCUAUAGCCUCUUCUCCUAUUUCUACCCUUCUGACCUGGACGCGUUACUAAGCGACCAGUAUGAAUCAUUGUCUGUUUGCUACUCGUUCCAGUUUUUUUGUAUAAAGAAAAUGUUCAUGUGAAAUAAGUACCAUCAAUAAUAAUACUGUUUUAAUCUAAACUCA